UUCAAUAAUACUCGGUAGCUCGCCUCGCUCGCGAACAGAUCGCGGCGGUAGAUGUUCACGUCAACAACGUGAUAAAGAAGGGACGAGACGACCCACGCACCCAGACAUCGCGAGUUUAUUGCUUUAAAGAGGAGAAUGCCAGCUAUAAUAAAAAACUCCGACUUGGAGUUCGACUCCUUACAGCCGUGUUUCUACCCAGACGAGGAUGACUUCUAUUUCUGCGGACCAGACGCAGCACCGCCGGGCGAAGACAUCUGGAAGAAAUUCGAACUCUUGCCCACUCCUCCUCUCUCGCCAAGUCGGGCAGCACUUCCAGGGGACGCGGGGGAUCUGGACGCCGGAGCUGGGGAUUGUUCGCUGAUGGGGUUUGGAUUAGGAGACCCGCUGGACUGGGCUUCCGAGCUGCUGCUACUACCGGAGGACGACAUUUGGGGCGCGUCAGAUGGUGACCUCUUUGGCUCCGCUCUGGAUACUACGGACAACUCCAUAAUCAUUCAGGAUUGCAUGUGGAGUGGCUUCUCCGCGCGGGAGAAGUUGGAGCGGGUGGUUAACGAGAAGCUCGGGAAAGCCAUCUCCACCGUUACCGGUUCUGGAGUUAAAAGCACUACAGUCAAGAUGCCGGAGCUAAACCGCUCCAUAUCGGAGUGCGUGGACCCUACAGUCGUGUUUCCGUUCCCCGUUAACAAAAGAAACGCAAGCAGCAGCCAAAGUGCGAGCCAGUCACGGACCGUGGCCAUGCCAUCGAUCAACCGGGGCGCAGACGACACACCGAGUGACUCCGAUGAAGACGAGGAUGUGGAUGACGAUGACGACGACGACGAUGAUGAUGAUGAUGAUGAUGAAGAUGAUGAUGAGGAGGAGAUUGACGUUGUGACCGUGGAGAAGCGGCGAUGCACCAACAGCAAGGCUCUCAGUGGCAUGGGGCAGACUGGCCCUGCCCUGCAAGCUGGCGCCCGCCCAGGUUCUGGGGCAAGCAGGGCUCAGCAGGAGCUCAUCCUGAAGCGCUCGGCAGCCGCCUCUAUCCACCAGCAGCAGCACAACUAUGCUGCCCCCACCCCCUUCACCGAGCAGCCAGCCCUGCCCUCAGCUCCCCCCAGCAAGAAGCCCCGGUCUGAGGGCGGCACAAACCUGAUCCGCAUGGCCAGGGCCAACACCCCCUCGCCUAGCUCCCCCACAGGCUCUGUUCCCCAGCGACCGAGGCGGAGUGACGGUGGCAGCCCACGCGCCUCCGACUCAGAGGACAGCGAGCGGCGUCGCAACCACAACAUUCUGGAGCGGCAGCGUCGCAACGACCUGCGCUCCAGUUUCCUGACACUGCGGGACCACGUGCCCGAGCUGGCGCGCAACGAUAAGGCGGCCAAGGUCCUCAUCCUGAAGAAAGCUGCCGAAUACGUGACUUCGCUCGAGACCCAGGAGCUCCGCCUCCGGCAGGAAAGGGACCGCCUCCAGAGCCGGCGCCAGCAGCUCCUCCGUCGUCUGGAGCAGGCCAGGACUCGCUGAGCACCAGCCACUCUACCGCGAGCACCCCCUGGCUAACGGCCGGCGGCCUGACGCAAACUCUUUAGGGACACUCACUGUCGUCACUUUUUUUGCACAUUUUUUGACGUCAAGAAUGUUUAGGGUUUACUUUGUCACUCCAGUUACAUCAAGGAAAAGGAAGAGUAUAUACAAGCAUAGCAGAAGCAACGAGAAGGAGAAGGACAGAGAUGUGAGAAUCUCUCACUCUGUCCUGUGGUUUUGUUUUCUCCGUUCUUUUUCCUUUUUUUUUUCCUUUCUUUUUUUUUUUUUUUUUUUUUUUACUCCAGCGCUGACCGACGAACCCUCCCUUCCUCAGACUUUCACGGGAACGGCGUUCCGGAACGCUGAAGCUGAAAAUGAGCGCGCAAUAAAACUCUCACACAUGCACACGCACACACACAAACGUACACACACAUGCACGCGCACAAACGUGUACACACACACACACACACACACACACACUUUGCCUUCACUGUUACUUCAGAAAUGACACGAAAAUAAGUAGACUUAAAAGAAAGGCCCCAAGCCUAGCCCAGCAGACUUGGCUCUUUCCCACACCUCUCACUGGUGUUCUAACCUGGGACGUACCUCUGCGCACCUUGAUGUCAGUCACUUUUGUAAAUAGAUAGCUAAGAAUUAAACACUCUCGCUCUGCCUUGUUUUUGUAUACAGAACUGUCUUUGGGGUUUUAUAAAAAUGUCAGAAAAGCUGCCAAGAACUGGACUAGAAGUUUAUAUACAUUUUAAUAAGUACUGUAUGGCCUCAAUUUGUGAGGAGCUUUGUAAUAUAAUGAUAUAUUGUUAUUGUUUUCAUUUCUUAUAACUCCUCUUGGUCCCCCACAUGAUACUUACUAAUAUCCACACCUAUGCUUUAGUGUGCUUCUGAUACAUACUAAAUUUGAUACUUAUAUUUUCGUAUGAAAAUGAGUUGAGUAGAUAUCACUAUCUUGUUUUAUCUCUUUUCUCUUUUGUAUAGUGUUUGUUUUGUCCUCAUUUACUUUGCUCUCCUCUGUUUGUUUAUCUAUUUGUAACUGUCUGGUUUAUAGAAGUUGGUCAAUGGGAAUGUAUGGGGAUUUUUUUUUUCUCUUUUUCUUAUUGUAUAUUUUUUAGUGCUUGCAACUCAUAGCACUUUUGAAAUACCUCAUUUUGCAAAAUAAAUAGGCUUUGAAAACAAA
Electrophorus electricus (electric eel) is the source of this 2692-nucleotide messenger RNA. It is a transcript of the gene mycn, whose product is annotated as MYCN proto-oncogene, bHLH transcription factor. Gene Ontology annotation, molecular function: DNA-binding transcription factor activity; protein dimerization activity. Gene Ontology annotation, biological process: regulation of DNA-templated transcription. NCBI's taxonomy places the organism in Eukaryota, Metazoa, Chordata, Actinopteri, Gymnotiformes, Gymnotidae. The record is from RefSeq and is a predicted model, not a curated record.